GAUUCCCAACCUCCUUCAUGUCCUCCACAAUAUACAACCAUAGGAGCUUGCAACCUACGGUUCCACCUGCCCAAGGGCCAAACCAGCACAGUCAUGCCAGGCUUAACGAGGCCGUUGAUACCAUCCGUCAAGAAUUUGAUGUUAUCUCCUCUGACCUCGGUAUCCUUCGCAAUCAACGAGACGAGUAUGAAUCCAAAGUCACUUCACAAAUAAACGAGUUGAACAUCAUUCGCCAGUCACUGUAUGAGCUGGAAUCUCAACAUGGCAAGAUUCGACAGACAUAUGAAGAGGAGCUGAGUCGCCUCCGAGCAGAAUUGCAUGCACUUCGCCAGGGUGUGCCGGCAGGAGCUCCUCAUCCACCCGUCGGACCCACUUCAGUUGGUCCCUCUGGUCCACCCGCACCUCCGCCUGCAGUUCCCGGUGUGCCUCCUGGCCCCGGCUCAUACAACGAGCCUUACUACAGUCGAGAUCGAGAUCGCGAACGCGAGCGGGAAAAAGACCGCGAACGUGCUGAUCGCGAACGCGAACGCGAAAUACGUGAUCGACAACGUGAGGAGCGCGACCGAGAUCGCGAGCGUCCAUCCGUGGAUGGCGCUCGGGAUUCAAAGCGUAUCAAGACGGAGCGUAUGAAGAGUGAUAAUCGUCCAGAUCAUUAUAGUCCUUCACUUCAACCUCCGAAUGCGAAACUCCCCCCCGCACCUGGAGCACCUCCUGCUUUCCAAGGCCCAGGACUUCCACCACCACCAGUCGCCCAUGGACCAUAUCCACCUGGCCCUGGAAAUCCGCCACCUGCCGGUCCAGUAGAACCACCAGCAGCCAGCUCAAGCGCCCUUGUGCCUCUAAACAACACUCAAAGUGGUGGGGGGCAGUUUCCGGACGACCUCGACCCACACAAUGUUCCGCCCGAACUGAAAAAGGAAGGCAGUGACUGGUUCGCGGUAUUCAAUGGCAAAGUUAAGCGCGUGUUGGAUGUGUCGCUGGUGCACACGCUCAUGCACGAGAGUGUUGUUUGUUGCGUGCGGUUUUCUGCGGAUGGCAAGUAUCUCGCCACUGGCUGUAAUCGCACAGCCCAGAUAUAUGACACAAAAACGGGCGUAAAGACCUGUGUCCUUACAGAUGAAUCGGCUGGAAAGGCAGGUGACCUGUAUAUCAGAAGUGUUUGUUUUAGCCCCGACGGGAAGUAUCUUGCAACAGGCGCUGAAGAUAAGCAGAUCAGAAUAUGGGACAUUGCCAAGAAACGCAUUCGCAACGUUUUCGACGGACACCAGCAAGAGAUUUACUCGCUUGACUUUUCCUUAGAUGGCAGGCUUAUCGUCUCGGGAUCGGGCGAUAAGACAGCCCGUAUCUGGGACAUGGUUGAUGGGUCCUCUAAAGUGCUCACGAUCAAUGACGCCGACCCUGUCAACAACGAUGCAGGCGUGACCUCCGUCGCUAUCUCACCAAAUGGCCAACUCGUCGCGGCUGGCAGUCUUGACACCGUUGUACGCAUCUGGGACGUAGGAACGGGCUCGCUCAUCGAACGCUUGCGGGGUCAUAGGGACAGUGUCUACAGCGUUGCGUUCACGCCUGACGGAAAGGGACUCGUCAGUGGCAGCUUGGACAAGACGCUCAAAUACUGGGACGUUAGUGGUCUUCUCGCGAAACGCAAGGAGGCGGUUGCAAAUGGGAAGAAAGACGAUAAGGGCAGCCAGUGCACGAUGAAUUUCUUGGGUCACACUGAUUACGUGCUCUCCGUUGCCGUGUCGCAUGAUGGGCAGUGGGUUGUGUCAGGGUCCAAGGACCGCGGUGUCCAGUUCUGGGACUCGCACACCGCGACAACGCAGUGCAUGCUCCAAGGACACAAGAACUCUGUCAUCUCUAUUGAUUUGAGCCCUGCAGGCAGCAUCCUGGCUACGGGCAGUGGUGAUUGGCAGGCGCGGAUUUGGAGCUACACCAACAUCUAAUUCAUGCACUGAUGCGGAGUUCACUUACAUUCCCGCAGUACAGCGAUACACAUUCACGUUUAUAUGUAAUCGGUUUUCUUGCUUUAUCUGUGUACCGCAUGGCCUCCGUGCCCCAUCUUUGCUGUGUAUUCGGUGCUCCCGAUGUGGCUUCAGCGGGUUUCGGUGCUUCUGCUGUGAAUGGCUUAUAGGUAUCCGCAUCUUGUUAUUUUGUGUAGUGUACUUGUUGCUAGCCCUGUAGGCUGUUGUCUAAUACUACUGUUGGAACAUGCUAUGUAGGUUCUCUGGAGCGCGGAUACUGGUGGAGGUACAACCGCUUUAACCCCUUUCACUUGUGCUAAUCUAUGUAAAAAAAAAUUCUCCAGGCCUUCAUGAACACGAACUGUUGUCGUUAUGCUCAUCUCAUGCAUGUUGAACGCCAAGCCAAGCGUGUCACCCU
This is a messenger RNA of Suillus paluster, 2379 nucleotides long. Its product is annotated as WD40-repeat-containing domain protein. Lineage: Eukaryota; Fungi; Basidiomycota; Agaricomycetes; Boletales; Suillaceae. Gene Ontology annotation, molecular function: protein binding. The record is from RefSeq and is a predicted model, not a curated record. The coding region runs from base 18 to 1943 and encodes 641 amino acids. The transcript has 10 exons.